AUAAUUAUCUUUUACACAUGCAUUGCUUAAUUGGAUGAAUGGAUGUAUGUAUAUAUAGGGGAGAGAAUGUUCUUCCCUUGUUGUAUUUCUACUUCCAUUUCUUUUGAAUUGGCUAUUACAAGUUUUCUACAGAGUCAUGGAAAAUCGUGUUGUUGACGGGAAUGUGGAGAGGAUGCAGCGGGAGGAGAGAGCAGAUGAGCUGGUUGUUCAUGGAAAAGUUGAUUGGAAAGGAAGAAAAGCUUUGAAACACAAACAUGGGGGGAUGAAAGUUUCAUUGCUCGUACUUGCGGCAUUUGGUAUGGAGAACUUAGCAACUCUGUCUCUAGCAGUGAACUUUGUGUCAUACUUCACUGGUAUUAUGCAUUAUGAACUAGCAGAUGCAGCUAACAUGGUCACCAAUUACAUGGGUGUUAAUUACAUGCUCUCCAUUGUGGUGGCCGUUCUUGCUGACACUUGGAUUGGUAGAUACAAAUCCGUUGUUAUUUCUGGAAUCGUAGAGUCUUUGGGACUGGCAUUGCUUACGAUACAGGCACGCGUGGGUAGCCUGACACCACCCAUUUGCGACCUGUACAAUGUGAGAGAUGCACAUUGUGAAAAGCUUAGUGGGAAGCAAGAAGCAUUUCUCUUCAUUGGCCUCUACUUGUUGGCCUUUGGCAGUGCAGGUUUGAAGGCUUCCCUGCCAUCACAUGGUGCUGAUCAAUUUGAUGAAAGAGACCCCAAAGAAGCAAUGCAAAUGUCGAGCUUCUUCAACGGUCUCUUUUUAGCACUUUGCGUUGGUGGUGCAGUCAGCUUAACAUUUAAUGUGUAUAUACAAGACAAUAAUGGAUGGAUCUGGGGCUUUGGGAUCUCCACCGUUGCUAUUGUUUUGGGCACCAUUAUCUUUGCCUCUGGAUUGCCACUAUACCGAAUUCAUGCUGCACAUACAACAAACGGAAUCUUGGAGAUCAUUCAGGUCUAUGUUGCUGCAAUUCGCAACAGAAACCUUCCCCUUCCUGCCAAUCCUAUCCAACUAUAUGAGAUUCAACAGGACAAAGAAGCCGCAGUGGAAAUAGAGUAUCAACCUCAUAGAGAUAUUUUCAGGUUUUUGGACAAAGCAGCUAUCAAAAGUAGAUCUGAUGAGCAACCUGAGAACCAAGAGACUCCAAACCCGUGGAAACUAUGCAGAGUUACCCAAGUAGAAAAUGCUAAAAUCAUUCUAAGCAUGCUCCCAAUAUUCUGCUGCUCAAUCAUCAUGACCCUUUGCUUAGCACAACUUCAAACCUUCUCUAUUCAACAAGGCUCCACCAUGAACACCAGGAUCGCCAAGCAUUUUAACAUCCCACCUGCAUCUAUACCAAUCAUCCCAGUUGCCUUCUUAAUCGUUUUCGUCCCUUUCUAUGAUCGCAUUUGUGUUCCUUUUCUACGUAAAUUCACCGGUAUUCCCACCGGCAUUACACACUUGCAACGCAUAGGAGUAGGCCUGAUACUCUCUUCCAUCUCCAUGGCAGUUGCAGCAAUCAUAGAGGUCAAAAGAAAAGGAGUUGCUAGAGACAACAACAUGCUUAAUGCCUUGCCAGUAUUACAGCCAUUGCCAAUUAGUAUAUUCUGGAUUUCUUUUCAGUAUUUUGUAUUUGGCAUAGCUGACAUGUUUACCUAUGUUGGGCUUCUUGAGUUUUUCUAUUCAGAGGCACCAAAAAGCCUUAAAUCAACAGCAACAUGCUUUCUCUGGUGUGCUAUGGCCCUUGGCUAUUUUCUAAGUUCCAUAAUGGUUAAAAUUGUGAAUAGUGCAACCAAGAAUAUUACUGCAAGUGGAGGUUGGUUACAAGGGAACAAUAUCAACAGAAACCAUCUGAACUUGUUCUACUUACUCCUUUCCAUAUUGAGCUUGAUCAACUUCUUUGUCUAUUUGUUCGUUUCAAAGAGGUACAAGUACAGGCCUCAACACCCUGCAGUUACUGGUGGCAAUUCAGAGGAGUGAAUAUUGGGAGAUAAAGGUUUAGCUUAAUAUGAUUAAUAUGGAACAGUGAAGAUUUGGUGGGUUGUACUUUUCUUUGUUUGUUAAAAAUGUACGUGAGUAAAUAGAUAGAGGACUGCACCUUUAUUUUUCAUGUAAUGUCUUGGGUUAGAGCUAUAGUUUCCAAGAAAUCCAUGUGAAGUUUUUAUUUUACCUCUGCAUUUGGUUA
Messenger RNA from Glycine soja, 2162 nucleotides. Its product is annotated as protein NRT1/ PTR FAMILY 4.5-like. Gene Ontology annotation, biological process: transmembrane transport. Gene Ontology annotation, cellular component: membrane. The record is from RefSeq and is a predicted model, not a curated record. NCBI's taxonomy places the organism in Eukaryota, Viridiplantae, Streptophyta, Magnoliopsida, Fabales, Fabaceae. The transcript is spliced from 6 exons. Gene Ontology annotation, molecular function: transmembrane transporter activity. The coding region runs from base 137 to 1957 and encodes 606 amino acids.